AUUGUAUAUAUGGGUGCCCUAUCAAAGGCUGAGAAUGACUACUCCGCAGAAGCUGCCCAUUUGAGCAUCUUAGAACAAGUCCUUGAUAGUGGAAGCUCAGCAAGAGAAUCCUUAGUUUGCAGCUACAAAAACAGUUUUAAUGGAUUUGCAGCUAAGCUCACAGAACAAGAGCAAAGAAAGCUAAGAGGCAUGAAAAAUGUAGUCUCUGUAUUUCCAAGUAAAACCAUAAAACUUCACACAACAAGAUCAUGGGAUUUCUUGGGUUUCCCAACCACUGUAAGAAGAAUGCCUAAAAUUGAGAGUGCUGUCAUUAUUGGCAUGAUUGAUAGUGGAAUCUGGCCUGAAUCUGAGAGCUUCAAUGAUAAUGGAUUUGGCCCUCCCCCUAGCAAAUGGAAGGGUAUUUGCCAAAACUUCACCUGUAACAAUAAGAUUAUCGGAGCACGAUAUUACAAUUCUUUAGAUAAAUACACCGAUGAUGAAGAGAAAUCCCCCCGUGAUAUUGAAGGACAUGGAACACACACUGCUUCUACUGCAGCAGGUGUUGAAGUUAAAAAUACAAGCCUUUUUGGUAUUGCUGAAGGAACUGUAAGAGGAGCUGUUCCCUCUGCAAGAAUUGCUGUCUACAAAGCCUGUUGGAAUCUUGGUUGUUCUGACCAUGAUAUCCUGUCUGCAUUUGAUGAUGCAAUUAGUGAUGGUGUUGAUAUCUUAUCAGUUUCCCUUGGGUUUGGAAUUCCUACAAUUUUCACAAGUGAUGCUAUUGCAAUUGGAUCAUUCCAUGCAAUGGAAAAAGGGGUCCUUACCUCUGCAUCUGCUGGAAACGAUGGACCAAGAAUAGCUUCUCUCGCAAAUGUAGCCCCAUGGAUCUUAACUGUAGCAGCAAGCAGCACAGAUCGUCGGAUUAUUAGCAAUAUCACAACAGGCAAUCAAAUUACCAUAGUGGGACAUGCUAUUAACACUUUCCCAACAGAGGAAAAGGCAUUCCCAUUUGUAUAUGGAGGUGAUCACCUUGCAAAUACCUUUACCAUUGAAGAUGCAAGGACUUGUGUUUUUGGCGCCUUGGACAGAGAUUCAGUGAGAGGGAAGAAUGUCUUCUGUGAAUCGGGUGCUGAUGGUAGUGGGCCCUUCUUUGCUGAUGCUCAAGGAAUGGUGGUGGUAGAUGAUGGUGGAUCUAAUGAUGCAUCCUAUCCUUUUCUUUUACCAGCAACAGCUGUCAGCAUUGCAGAUGGCGAAAAAUUAAAGCUCUAUUUGAAUAGUACCAGAAACCCUGUGGCAAAGAUUUACAAAAGUGAAGCAAUUCAUGAUCCUAAAGCUCCAGAAGUGGCUUCGUUCUCUUCCCGAGGACCCAACACUAUUUCACCAAAUAUUCUUAAGCCAGACUUAACUGCCCCGGGUGUAGACAUCUUAGCGGCAUGGUCUCCGAAAGCCUCAAUUACAACUGAGGAUGACAAGCGCUCUGUAGCAUACAACAUGAUAUCUGGAACAUCCAUGUCUUGCCCUCAUGCAACUGGUGCUGCGGCUUAUCUCAAAGCAUUUCAUCCCUCAUGGUCCCCUGCUGCUAUUAAAUCUGCUCUCAUGACAACAGCUUUUCCCCUGAAUCCCUCUUAUCAUAAAGAGGCUGAAUUGGCUUAUGGUGCUGGUCAAAUUGAUCCACUAAAGGCUAUCAAUCCAGGUCUUGUGUAUGAUACCUUGAAAGCUGACUAUAUACAAGUGUUGUGCAACUUGGGUUAUAGUCCAGAUAACAUUACAAAAAUUGCUGAUGAUCAUAAGACUGUUACUUGUGCCAAGCAAGAUGGAACUGACGCUCUUUUAAACUAUCCUUCUAUGGGUGCUUCAGUUACUGCCGGAAUACCUAUCGAUAGUUAUUUUCCGAGGACGGUUACGAAUGUCGGCUUUUCAAAUUCUACAUACAAGGCAACAAUUGGACCACAAAAGCUACUAAAUGUUACAGUUAUUCCUAAUGUUCUAUCUUUUAAGUCUUUGAACGAGAAGAGGCAGUUCACUGUACAUGUUACCGGGCCAGGAAUUGGCCAAGAUUCAAUCAUCUCUACUUGGCUGCUGUGGUCUGAUGGAAUACAUAACGUAAGAAGUCCCAUUGCCUUCUGGGCCUAUUCUUUAGAAAGUAAUUAA
Messenger RNA from Macadamia integrifolia, 2127 nucleotides. RefSeq names its product subtilisin-like protease SBT4.10. The transcript is spliced from 9 exons. Gene Ontology annotation, biological process: proteolysis. Gene Ontology annotation, molecular function: serine-type endopeptidase activity. The coding region runs from base 10 to 2127 and encodes 705 amino acids. NCBI's taxonomy places the organism in Eukaryota, Viridiplantae, Streptophyta, Magnoliopsida, Proteales, Proteaceae. The record is from RefSeq and is a predicted model, not a curated record.